This is a messenger RNA of Mastomys coucha (southern multimammate mouse), 450 nucleotides long. RefSeq names its product transmembrane protein 92-like. Gene Ontology annotation, cellular component: nucleoplasm. Lineage: Eukaryota; Metazoa; Chordata; Mammalia; Rodentia; Muridae. Bases 1 to 450 code for a protein of 149 amino acids. The transcript is spliced from 2 exons. The record is from RefSeq and is a predicted model, not a curated record.
AUGCAGGAUGCCUGGGUCCAGGGCGCACUCAUCUUGAUCUUUGGCCUGCUUUCCAGUAUCCAACAAGUAAGCACCAACGAGGCUAUAAACACGUGUGGCAUCUUAAACUGUACCAAAGGAUUCAGAUGCUGUGACAAUGAAUGCUGCCCAGAAAGAAAGGUCUGGAAUCCUGCCAAUAAGCCCUUCAGGAUCGUGUUCAUCAAUGUAUGCAUCAUUUUACCCCUUUUGUGCAUUUGUGGCCUACUAAGGCACUUCUGUCCCAAUCAGGUUGUCCUGAAGCCAACUCCUACAGAGCCACCUCCUCCCUACAGCUUCAGGCCUAAGGGUCCUGCUAGCCAGAUGAGAAGGACUGGCUAUGCAACCCUUUCAGCUACUCCAUACACAAACCUCUUGGAUCAUGCCCAGGACCCUGAAAUGACUGCCUAUCCCAUCGUGUCUCUUGUCCUUUGA